Diutina rugosa is the source of this 1668-nucleotide messenger RNA. RefSeq lists its product as uncharacterized. Bases 1 to 1668 code for a protein of 555 amino acids. Lineage: Eukaryota; Fungi; Ascomycota; Pichiomycetes; Serinales; Debaryomycetaceae. The transcript has a single exon. Gene Ontology annotation, biological process: regulation of transcription by RNA polymerase II. The record is from RefSeq and is a predicted model, not a curated record.
AUGGACCAGCGACCGCGAGAGGAGCGCGAUUACAAGGAGAUCUACCCGGACUUGGACGAAACCGACGUCCUACCAGUGUUUGUCGACGACGGCGACGUGGAAUGGCCGCCUCAGCAGCCCCGAGUGGCGACGAAAACCCCAAAGUUUCGCGCCCUUGAUCUAGCUAAACCCGACGAGGUGCCGGCGCCUCUGUGGCAGCGGUUUGGCUACAUCACCGAUAAUGAAGAAGAUGAUAGCGUCCCCACCGCCUACCACCGUCCGUAUGAACACGACCCGCCACCGCCCCGCGUCGCCUACGACUGCGACGCCCAGGACGUCCUCUUUGUCGAGUGGUGCCGCAAGAAGAACAUCCACAUGAGUGCCGAGCUUUUGGAGGUGGCGAUGACUCUGUUGGACCGCCAGUGGGACCAGUUGGACCAGGCGCUAGACCACCACCACCACCAUCAUCGAUAUUUGACCCUUGAUCACGAUUUGGACAAAUACGGUAGCGACGAUGGCAUCGUCCCGGGGUCGGAGUACGACCAGCGGUGCGCGGUGUGUAACGACAGCGACUGUACUGACGAUAACGCCAUUGUCUUUUGCGAUGGCUGUGAUAUUGCUGUCCACCAGGAGUGCUACGGUAUUGCGUUUAUUCCCGAAGGGCUGUGGCUAUGUCGGCACUGUAUGAUCAAUAGAGACAAACCCGCUAACUGUGUGUGUUGUCCACUGAGCACAGGGGCGUUCAAACAGCUAGAUAGCUCGAAAUGGGCCCAUGUGGUGUGUGCUCUUUGGAUCAACGAGCUCUAUUUCGCCAACCCUACGUAUAUGGAGCCGAUUGAGGGAUUGAGCCAGGUGCCUAAGUCUCGAUGGCGGUUGGUGUGCUAUCUUUGCAAGAAACGAGUGGGGGCGUGUAUCCAGUGCUAUAACCGCCAGUGUGUCGCUGCUUAUCAUGUUACCUGUGCUAAGCGGGCAGGACUCUAUAUGGAGCUCAGUGAAGGGAUCCAGGGGGCAUUACGCAACAAGACGCUGUUGAAACUGUACUGCAACCGCCACUCUCCCCCCGGGUGGCUCGCCGACGUCUCCAAGUGCCGCAAUUACUACCGAGAUCUUGAUAUCUUAGUGAAGCAAAACGCUCAGCUUACGCGGCGGUACCAGGCGGCGACGAGACUUAAUCAGUUUAAGUGGAAGACGAUUCAUAAUACUCCCAUUGCCCCCCACAAGUUUGCCCACGCCCUCGGCCGCGAGCUAGGCUACCGGCGGUGUCCGUUGAAAUCCGCGUUCGCCCUCUGUAAGUGGUGGUGUUUGAAACGCGACGCCAGACGAGGGCGGCUCAUUCGAGGCCCUGGCAUCGAUGGCGGGGCUGGUAGAGCCGACGGCGUCAGCGCCACUACCACCAAGGCGCUUGUGGCCAACCUCGACCACCUUAUCGGCCUCGCCCUGACCUCGGUGAAAGCGCAACGGGUCCGCCGCGAGCUUGGCCAGCUUGAGUGGACCCAAGUCGCUCGUGCCUACGGGCCUCGCCACCAGUUGAUCUCUAACGGCGCACGUGGCAGCCUCAGCGGGGCGCCGGCGCGAGACGAGUUCCCCUUUGUUGAGGUUGACGGCGUCGACGUCAAGUUGAAACCAUACGAUUAUCGGCAGGUGCUUGCCGACGCGGAGCUACUGGAGGUGGAGGGGGGCGACGACUAG